Messenger RNA from Cornus florida, 1870 nucleotides. Its product is annotated as acyltransferase GLAUCE-like. The record is from RefSeq and is a predicted model, not a curated record. Bases 166 to 1482 code for a protein of 438 amino acids. The transcript has 2 exons. Gene Ontology annotation, molecular function: acyltransferase activity, transferring groups other than amino-acyl groups. Lineage: Eukaryota; Viridiplantae; Streptophyta; Magnoliopsida; Cornales; Cornaceae.
UGUGCUUUUGAAACCACCAUUUUCAUUUAAAAGACCAACACCAAGUGCCACAUGAAUUUUGCACCUAUAUAAAAGCACACAGUAUCAAACCAUGAAAACAACUUCAAAGAACUAGAGUUCAUACUUGGCUUUUUCUCUAAUGUAGAUAAGAAAUCUGAAUACAUAAUGGAAAAGGUGAAGUUAGUUGAGAAAGUUGUCAUUGUUCCUGAGAAGCUUACGGAAAAAAGGCGAAUUUUCUUAUCGAACAUAGACCUUGGCCUUGUUGCUUACCAAGAAUCAGUGUCUUUCUUUGAUCCUCCACAAAUGAGCUUUAGUCAAGCUUGUAAAUACUUUUACUGCGCGCUUGGUCGGUUGUUUGUGGACUAUGACUUUUUUGCAGGCCGGCUCGUGCCAUCUAUGGAAGACAGCCGCAGACUAGAGAUUGAUUGUAAUGGUGCUGGUGUUGUGGUUGCAGCAGCAACAACCGAGACCGAGUUGAGGCAGCUUGGCAAUCUUACGGCAUCAAAGCCAGAGUUUAAGCAAUUCGUUGCUUGCUUGCAUGAAAAGGGUGAAGAACAGAUGGAGAUAACACACAUGCCACUUUUGUUUCUCCAGUUAACACAGUUGAAAUGUGGAAGCUUAGCAAUGGCUUCAAGAUACAACCACUGCAUCAUGGAUGGGGUAGCAAUUCACGAAUUUGCGUCUAACAUGGCUGCUCUCACUCGAGGUGAAGAAAUGGUUGUCGUGCCAAACCCUGACCGGAUGAUAUUCAAAGCGCGAAACCCCCCUGAAAUCAAUCACCCUCACUAUGAGUACUCAAAAGCAACAGAAACAGACGACUUGUACACUGCCCGUUGUCAUGACACCACAAUUGAGCAAUCUUCAUUGCAGCAUUGUCACACUCACCUCAUCCAUUUGUCCCGGCAACGCAUUGCCAACCUAAAGAAGGCUGUCCUGAGGAAAGGGAGACUUAAAAACUGCACCACUUUCCAAGUUGUAGCUGCAAAAAUAUGGAAAGCGCGGAGCAUUGCAAUGGAAAUGCACGACGAGAAGACUUCAACAAUGUUGUUCCCGGUCAAUGUUAGGAAAAUGGUAGUGCCACAAGCACCGGUUGGUUUUGCCGGAAAUGCACUGAUUAAUGGCUUUGCGCGAGCAAGCGUGAGGGAGCUGAAGGAGGAAGAGGACUAUGUUUUUGUGAAGAAAGUGCAGGAAGGGAUAGAGAGAUUGGAUGACGAGUAUGUGAGGUCUAGCAUAGAUUGGUUGGAGGUGAAUAAAGGAGUGCCUUGUAGGGAAAACACUUUUUCACUGGUGGCUUGGUGGAGAUUAGGGUUAGAGCAAAAUGAGUUUGUAUGGGGAAGAAGCAAAUGCGACACUACUGUUGUGAUUAAACCUGGUUUGGUGUUUUUGUUGCCGGAGCAGAAAGGUGAGGGAGGCCUUAACAUCUGCCUGGAAUUGCCUGAAAAUCAAAUGGAGGAGUUUCAUAGGUUAAUGAUGGAAGAUUGACAUAUUGACUACUCACUUGAUCCUUUGGUAGACAUUAGAAAAACAAUAGGGAAUUAUAAAAGAAAAUUCAUGAUGAACUUGCAAUUAUGAGAAGUUAUUAAUGUUAAUCAGAUAAGUGCGCUUACUAAAAUUUUAGUUUGUUUGUAAGAGUUUUUGUUUUUGUUUUUUUUUUAUUUGUAAAAUAAUUUUUUCUCUCCUAUCUUCCCACGUUUGGCUCAACUCCUGAAAAUAAUUUUAGUUUUUCGAAGCUUGACCAAGGCUUCAAUGAUUACAAAAAUCAACAAACAAAGAUAACUAGAUUGAGAUUAUACAUUCUGUCAAAACAGUUGGUGGAUUAAAAAAGAACUAAUCUAUUCAAAGGUUCACUUUCAGAUCUCACUUAAAUGGA